AUGCUGUCCCCGCAGAGCAAGCUGCGCAUCUUCCUGAGCCCGGUGCUCAUCACCAUCUUCGCCGCGAGCUCAAACGAGCUACGCAUCGCCAUCGGCACCCUCUUCUCCUGGGCCCUAGGCCACGUCCUCAUCCGCCGACUCUCUUUGUCGAUCUCCUUUCGACAAGCCCACAACACCUACAUGAUGGUGUCGUUUGGCCUGCUGGCGGGCCUAAACGACCCAUUCUGGGAAAACACCUUCGGCCGCCUCCUCGACCUCUUCUUCGACCGAUGCCGCUUCGACCCAGACGUGCCUGGGUCGGGCUUCACAGACUGGCACGAAACCUUCCGCCGCCGAAAGGCAUACGAGAUCGAUCUCGUUUGGCAAUACCUCCGCACCGCGCUCUUCUGGUCCUUCGUCGCCGUUUUCCUCGCCGUUGCCGUUCCGCUUGUCCGCUGCUUCACUCAUGAGAGUCAGACGACGAAACUGGAGCGGGCCUUCGCAUACAUGAGGGAUCACCCUGGCGAGCGACCUCCCUGGAUGUGCAAGCAGCCAGAGGCCACAGUGGUGUCCAAGAGGGACACAAGAUACAACCGCCUGAGCAGCGAGCUCAUCUUCGUGUGUGGCCCUGGUGGUGGGCUGGAGACGGUGAUCGAUGGCGACAUCGAAGGCGCGAUCUCUCGCCGGCGGGCACUGAGGCCGAGGUUCGCAUGA
Messenger RNA from Alternaria ethzedia, 693 nucleotides. RefSeq lists its product as uncharacterized. The transcript has a single exon. Lineage: Eukaryota; Fungi; Ascomycota; Dothideomycetes; Pleosporales; Pleosporaceae. Bases 1 to 693 code for a protein of 230 amino acids. The record is from RefSeq and is a predicted model, not a curated record.